UAAAAUUUUAAUUUAUAAAAUGAAAUAGUUAUGUCAUGUUUAUAAAUCUAUCCUAACGAUUUUGUUUAUGUUUCAUCAUAAAAAACAACGAAUUAUACGUUUGAUAGCACAAUGAACCAUUAAUAUGCAAAAUUUUGUAUAUAAAGUGAUCGGUAAUCUUGAAAAUCAAAUUUUACAAAAACACACUCGCACAAUAUACACAUGCUUGAAUAAGACAUAUUCCUGUAUGACUUUUUGCAUUAGUCAUGCUCGAAUUAACAAUUCUAAGGAAUUUUAAUUCUUAAUAUUAAAAUAUUAGGAUAUAAUGUUGAUAAAAACGCAACAUUGUACAAGCUGUCCCUGAAAUAAAAAAUAGACAAAUUAAAGAAGCGUAUUUUUUAAACGAUUUAUCCUAAUAUUUUGCUUGCUAAAAAAUGUACUCAAAUAUUGCAGUUUAAUUGAUACAAGUUUUUACUUUCACUUCUUGGCUAUAUAUAUAUGUUCGUGAUGUAAUCAUACGUGCCAAUACUAAAAUAAGACAGGUUGUAUUGCCAUUUCAGUUCAGUGCCACUGCUAUCAUCACGCAAGUCCGAGUCAUUCAUGAUCUCGAGAGAUUUUUUGUAACAACAAUAUUUGUCUCACUUUAUCGAAGAAAAGAAGAAAUGGACGAAUUUAAUUGUUUUUACGAUAAAUUAAAGUUUGACGAAGCUUGUACAAAUGUAAUAUCCGAUGAUAGCAUUUUUAAUGCUUGGCUUUAUUCGCUCUCUACAGAUUGCUUAUCGUGUCCCUAUAAACGAAUAGCACCAAUUUCAACAAAUGUCAAUUUUAGUUUAAAAUUUAAUACGAUUAAAACAUUAAAAUGGAGAAUAUUAAACAAUAAUGGCAAUGAUGAAUAUAUUUCUGCCAAAAAUACAAGCGGUAUUGUGUGCGAACUGUUGCCGAAUCUAGGACAAUACGGUUUAUACGAACUGGCAAUACAAAAUAAAACUUGUAGUUUUAGAACUUUGAAAAAUCCAACGUAUCCAUAUUCAGAACUUUUUAUUGUUUUGGGAAUAAUUGUACUUAUCUUAUUUGGCAUAUCCACUGGAAGAUCUUUAUGGUACAUAUUUAAAAAAAGAUGCGUGAAAAGCGCUGGAAUUUCAGCGGAAGAAUUAAAUAAAGGACUAAAAAAACGUCGCAUACAAGCUAUCGAUACAUUCAGGGGGGCCAGUACUCUUUUCAUGAUUUUUGUUAACGGUGGCUCCGGUAGUUACACUGUAUUAGAACAUACAACUUGGAAUGGAAUGUUGCCGGGAGAUUUAGUAUUUCCUUGUUUUAUGUGGAUUAUGGGAGUUUGCAUUCCUAUAGCCUUGUCGGCGCAGUAUAAGCGUGGGCUUUCAAAAUUUCAAAUCAGCUGUUCUAUCUUAAAGAGAAGCUUUCUUCUAUUUUUCAUAGGCGUUGCAUUAAACACGAUAGGAACAAACGUGCAACUGGAAAAUAUACGCAUAUUUGGAGUUCUUCAACGAUUCGGGAUUACUUAUUUAGUUGUUGGAUUAAUAUAUCUUUGUUUUAUACGCCAACAGCCAAAAGCUGUUCAGAAUUUAUCACGAAAUUGGAUAGUGCGUGAAACGCAGGAUAUAUUAAACAUUUUGCCAUGUUGGUGCGCAAUGCUAAUUCUAAUAAUCAUACAUUGCGCUUUAACAUUUGGUCUUCCGAUUCCCGGAUGCCCCACUGGGUAUCUUGGGCCAGGCGGAAGACACGAAGACAGUAAAUAUUUUAACUGUGCCGGGGGUGCGGCUGGAUACAUCGAUAAAAGUAUAUUGACUUUGAAUCAUAUUUAUCAAAGACCAACCAUUGAUCUCGUUUAUGGUUCUGGGCCUUUUGAUCCCGAAGGCAUUUUGGGAUGUUUUAUGGCGAUAUUUCAAGUAUUAGGUGUACAUACUGGUGUAAUUCUGAUGAUAUAUAAAGAUUGGAAAGAACGUGUCACCCGAUGGCUUUUAUGGGCAGCAUUGUAUGGUUGUUUGGGAUGCGCUUUUCAUUUUACCAACGUUAUACCAGUCAAUAAAAACUUGUGGUCUUUGUCAUUUGUGCUCGUUUCCACCGCGUAUGCUCUAGCUUUUCUUUCUGGAUUUUACUUGUUAAUUGAUGUUACUAAAGUUUGGCAGGGUGGCCCCUUCAGAAUACCCGGAAUGAAUGCGCUGGUAUUAUACGUGGGUCACAGCAUAUGUCAAAUCUUUCCAUUCCAUUGGAGGAUCGGCGCGAUGGAUAUUCGUGCUUUGUGCUUAAUUGAAUCGAUCUGGGUUGUAAUUCUUUGGGCAAUUAUAGCAUACAUUAUGCAUCAUAAACGAAUAUACAUCACACUUUGAAUUACAUCUAUUUAUAGCUUUU
Messenger RNA from Linepithema humile (Argentine ant), 2346 nucleotides. Lineage: Eukaryota; Metazoa; Arthropoda; Insecta; Hymenoptera; Formicidae. The record is from RefSeq and is a predicted model, not a curated record.